UCCAUGGGCAAUCUGCUGGGCGGGGUCAGCCCCCGGGAGCCCGCCACCGUGGACGACUGCGACUCCACUUGGCAGAGCGACUCCGAGCCCCCGACCCCCGACACCGACCCCGAGGGCCCGGACCAGAGUGAUGAUGCCAAUGAAUCCACAGCCAAACCAAAGAGAAGUUUUUAUGCUGCAAGGGACUUAUACAAAUACCGGCAUCAAUAUCCACAGAAUUUUAAAGAUCUUCGAUAUCAAAAUGACUUGAGCAACCUCCGUUUUUAUAAGAAUAAAAUUCCUUUUAAACCAGAUGGCGUUUACAUUGAAGAAGUCCUAAAUAAAUGGAAAGGUGACUAUGAAAAGCUAGAGCAUAAUCACACAUACAUCCAAUGGCUUUUUCCAUUGAGAGAGCAAGGUUUGAACUUUUAUGCUAAAGAACUAACUACAUAUGAAAUUGAGGAAUUCAAAAAAACAAAAGAAGCAAUUAGAAGAUUCCUCUUGGCUUAUAAAAUGAUGUUAGAAUUUUUUGGAAUAAAACUGAUUGACAAAACUGGAAAUGUGACACGAGCUGCUAACUGGCAAGAAAGAUUUCAGCAUCUGAAUGAGUCCCAACACAACUAUUUAAGAAUCACUCGUAUUCUGAAAAGUCUUGGUGAGCUUGGAUAUGAAAGUUUCAAAUCACCACUUGUUAAAUUUAUCCUGCAAGAGGCUCUUGUAGAAAACACUAUUCCUAAUAUUAAGCAAAGUGCUUUGGAAUAUUUUGUUUAUACAAUUAGAGACAGAAGAGAACGAAGAAAACUUCUCCGGUUUGCACAGAAGCAUUAUAUUCCUUCAGAGCAUUUUAUCUGGGGACCUUCUAAAAAACAGAAAUCCGCAGGAAACAAAGCAACGAAAAUUCCAGUACCUCCUGCCUCUGCUCAAGAUGAUCAAAUUUCUAUGCACAAAAAAUCCAAGGAUCCUAAGACUGCAUCCCCAACAGCUGAUGAGAGUGGCAAGGCAGCUGAAGAAAAGGAUCUGGAACUUAGAGAAAAUGGAGAAGAAAAUGAUCAGGUUAGAGUGGAAACCACUUGUGGAGUCGUUGAGCCGGAAGGUAAUGAAAAGGGUAGCGAGACUGAAAGGCCAGAUGCUAAAAUAGAAAAAACUGUCAAUAAUUCUUCAGAUAAAAGGGAGAAUGUCUCUCUUUCUGAGAAAGGUGAGGACAGUGAAAAUCAGGACCGAGAGUGUGAAAAUGAAGGAGCUACAGGUACCGAUUUCUGUGAUGACGAUACCAAGAACUGUUUAACUAGUUUGUCAGAAAAUCCACAAACUAGUUUAGGCGAGGAUAAAUCUCCUGUUAAUGUUACCCCCCAAAGUAAUGAUUAGGUCAAAUCUAAAAAUAAGAGUUUAUGUUGAAUGAAUUUAUUUUUAAUUUGCUGAUUGAAAUUUAAGAUAAGAAGGCUUGAAGUAGGGUCUGAUAAAUGAAUGUCUUGAGGGUCAGUUUUCGAAUUCAGCUUUUAAACAAUUCCUAAAAGCUUUAGAAUAUUUUGAGAUAAAUAUUUGUGUGGUUUAUGUAUAAUUAUUUUUACAGAAUAUAAAAUGUUAUCUAUUGGAAAAAAUAAGAAAGGCUUAUUCAUGAAAUUCUCUCUUGUCCUCUACUGAAUUUCUAAAAAAUAAAAGUGAAAAAAUUCGG
Tachyglossus aculeatus (Australian echidna) is the source of this 1651-nucleotide messenger RNA. It is a transcript of the gene OGFRL1, whose product is annotated as opioid growth factor receptor like 1. NCBI's taxonomy places the organism in Eukaryota, Metazoa, Chordata, Mammalia, Monotremata, Tachyglossidae. Bases 4 to 1344 code for a protein of 446 amino acids. The transcript has 7 exons. Gene Ontology annotation, cellular component: membrane. The record is from RefSeq and is a predicted model, not a curated record. Gene Ontology annotation, molecular function: opioid growth factor receptor activity.